Caenorhabditis bovis is the source of this 4956-nucleotide messenger RNA. The record is from the annotation of a GenBank genome assembly. Lineage: Eukaryota; Metazoa; Nematoda; Chromadorea; Rhabditida; Rhabditidae.
AUGGCGGCGGGAGAGGCGGCAGCAGCAAAUAUUGAUGAAACUCUAUAAGAGACGAUCGAGGGUGAGCAGAGUGAAGAGACGACGCCGCCAGGCGAGAAUUUUGGCGAAAUGGACGAUAUUUUAGAAGAGGACACAUUGCGUAGUUCAAGCAAUUCAAACUCGAACAUGCAUAGUCAACGAAUCGAGGAUUUUGAAGAAGCUUCGAGAUCGUCGAUUCCGCAAAUUGACGAAGAAGAUGAAUUUGAUGAUGUCGAGAGUGUGCUUGACAAAAUUGAUUUGGAACCAAUCGAUGAGGAUUUUAAGACAAAAUGCGAAACAUCGAAUUUAUCUCCAGAAGUUAUCGAAGCCGCGUGGGAAAUUUAUUCGCAUGCUAAACAAAGAGUUGUUUUAGAGGGCGACCAGAACUCUUGGCAACUUGUUUCGAUUUAUUACCAUUUUUUGUUGAAAUCGAUUAAGCGACGAUAUCGAAAUGAAAUCGAGAUUCAAAAUGUUGUGCCGAUUCGUCUGAAUAUUCUUUUGGAUGCGUUUUCUGUCAGUGCAAUCGAAUUCUUCGACAAAAUCGAGCGAAUUAUUGAGACGAUGAACUCGAGACGCCGCAAAAAAUUCAUUGAUUAUGUGAAGAAGCUGCGGGAAACCCUUGCCCUCUCAGCCGUCUGCUUCAAGAAGUUCAUUCAAAUGUACGCGUUGGUGUUCACGUCACCGCCGAAGCAUCAGGAGAGUGUUGAGAAUAUUCCGUCUUCUCAAUAUUUGUUCUCCCACGUUUGGGUUACAUUUCUACUCCUCAAACAUAAGCUCGUUCCCGAGGAUCUUGUAAAUUGCUAUCAUCUUCUUUUCUGCGUUAUUGAGAAGGCAUUCACAGAAGCGAUCAAUGAAGCUGAUGGUUUGGAAUUGCACCUGAAUACUUCUUUUGUGAAUAGUCUUCUUCAACACGACGCAACUAUAAUACGCUCACUUUGCUCAGCGUUCAAUGGUAUCGUAGUCGAUGUAACCCACUUCAGAGAGCACAUUUACCAGAAAAUUGAUCAAGAAAUGCCUAAAAUUGGGCAUAUUUGUGAUCCAAAAUCAUCAGAAAUAUUAAACGAAGAAUAUGAAAGAUGGCUUUUAAAGCAUGGACAAGUUGACGAGAGAAUGCUGGUUCCAUCGGAAGAAGGGCUUGUCAAGAUAUUUAAUAAAACGUUUGAUAUGGAAGAGGCGACCGAGGUUUUGAAGCGAAAUAGCAAACAUGAGCUGUUCGUCGACGCAAAUCUUCUGUAUAAAAUAGCGACGAGCAAGGCGAUCGAAAAUGCGAUUGUUGGCACCGAGCGCGCCGUUAAACAGCUUCACAAUGUUGCGACAAUGAAGAGAGCCUUACAUCCAACUGUUGAUAAUCCCUUGGAUCCAAUGACGGAAGAUGACGUUAAAGAUUUGGUUCCUCGUCUCAAGGAAAUGGUGAACGGGUGGAACUUUGAAUCGUCUGAUCUCAAAAAAUUCUUUGAUUCGAUGUCCGAUAAUCCGAUUGUUACAAUUUUGUUGAAGCGAGAUGUUCUUUCGCAAAAAUUUGCUGAAAAAAUGAGCGAAGAAGUCGAAAACAAUCCUGAUUUUGAUGAAACUUUUUCGAAGGCCAAAGAUGACAACAAAGAGAUUUUGGAAAAGCUUUUUUUGAUAUUCAUUGAGAAAAUUGUCAAAGCUGAAUUUGAGAACAAAAAGUGCCGCGAAGAGGAUUUAUUGAAUGUACUUCGUCGCGAGGAAUUUCUUGAUGCGACUUUCGGCUUCUGCCUCGAACUUCUCGUUUAUUGCUAUACCAGUGGGCGAAAAUUCCCAUGGAGUGUUGAAGUCAUCGAGAUUCAUCCGUUUUUGUUCCACAAAAUUAUUGAUUUGAUGAUAAACCACGAGAAGAGCCUCAGUCGGGCGAUGGUUCAACACUUUAAUAAAAUUGAGGAGCGAAUAAUCGAAGAAUAUGGAUUCAAUAGUAAGAGUCCGUUCUGGAAUUUGAUCACGAGAACUCCGUUAGGUUCGUUGGCCGAUUUUGGAGAGGAUUGGUUUGAUAAAGGACAAUCGCCGAUGAAGUUCACGCCGGUUAAGAAAAGAGAUGAGCUUGGGAAUACAAUUCAUCCAAGAUCCAAAUCUUUGUCAUUGUUCCUUAAAAGGGUGUACUUCACUGCUGCUCUUCGAUUCCAGGAACUCUCUGAUCGUUUGAGGCUUGAGGAUCGGCCAAAAGCUCAAAUUUGGACAUUAUUCGAUUAUGUGCUUCGAAGAGAAACUUCGCAAUUUCGCGAUCGCCAUUUGGAUCAGAUUAUUAUGUGUUGCAUAUAUGUUGUAGCUAAAAUUAACCAAACUGGAACCACUUUUAUGGAAAUAAUGAGCUAUUAUAAACGACAACCGCAGGCGCAGAGCCGAGUAUACAGAGAGGUUUUGGUGCCGAAAGAUGAGACUGACGAUAAAAGCGAUGGUCUAGAAAUGAAAAAAGUAGAUAUUAUCAAAUAUUAUAAUUUAGUUUUCCGAGACAAAGUUAAAGUUGUCAUUCAUGAUAUUGAACAAGCUAGUAAUGCCGAACUCACCGAGAUGCCGACACCUUCAUGUUACGGGCUGGCCCCAGUUAGAGUUUUUAUUGCGGAUAAGGUGGCCAUUCAAGGUUUCAAACGAACUACGAAUGGAUUGAGCCGUGAAGAAGUGUUGAUUGAAACCCGAGGAAAGAUCUUAUUCAAAUCAAUCAACGAAUCGGAACGAAUGGCGAUUCCGGUUCUUCAAUGGCUCAAGGUGGACGAAAGCCCAAAGCAGGAUGUUGAGGAGAAGCCGCGGAAAAAAGUGCCGGAGAACAUAACAAUUGUUCCCACUGACGAUCAUGGCGAAGUUGUUUCUGUCAAAACCGCUAUUUUAAAUGGAAGACAAUUUCAGAAGUCUCCAAAGCCACGAAGCGUUCUUGAGCUGUUUAAACGUUACAACCGAAAAAAGUCUGUCGAGGAGAAACGGAAAAAAGAACAUGAGCUUACUGAACGAGAACACGCUGACGCAAAUAAGGAAGUUAACGUUGAGUUUGAUAAAAUGUCUUCGGUUGAAAAAAAUGGGUUCCUCAAAAAAUUAAAAAUGCUGUCAAUCUCGGACAAAGGCGGCUCAAAACGAAGAGAAUCUGAGGAGAAUACAGAGAAGCGAAAUCGUUUAUUCAAACGAAUUGCUCCAUCUCGAUCAUUAAAUCGAACUCCUUUUGAAGACGAAAACAACAACAAUCGUCAAUUCGAUUUGUUCGGGAAAGGCAAAAAAGGCGGAGAUUCGUCGUCGAGUUCAAGCAACAAACCAUUCAGACAAAUGCCGAGAGGAUCUCUUGAAACUCCAUUGGAUACCCCAUCAAAGAACUCCGAUAUGUCUUCUCCAUCAAAAUCUAUAUUUUCGUCGUCAAAUAGUAGAACUCCUUCACGAAACCGUCAAAUAUCUAGUGAUGAGGACGUGGUGAUUCCGAAAAGCCGUGGAGGACACCACAAGCGCAAUUUCAUGCAUCAUGGAUAUGACAAUAGUGCAUCAUGGAAUGGCGAGCUACCGCCGCGCGACUAUACCAGUCCAGUAUUCUCAAGAAAGAUUUUUGUUGGAGGAGUUCCUUGGGAUAUAACUGAAGGCGCAUUGAAGGAAUCAUUUGGAGAAUUCGGAAAUUGUGUUGUCGAAUGGCCAGGUCAAGAGCCAAGAUAUCGCAAUAAUGGUGGCGUGCCGCAUGGUGUUUCAAGAGCAAUGUCGAAGGUUGCUCUCCAAUCUGCCAACGGUUACGUUUACAUGAUUUUUGAAGAUGAAAGCGCAGUUGCUUCGUUGCUGUUGGAUUGCUCGCAAGAAAUUGGCGGUGCUGGCGAGUGGUACUUUAAAAUACGCGCACAGCGCACCAAGUCAACUGAAAUACGACAAGUUCAAAUAAUUCCAUGGGUUACAUCGGAUUCUCUUUACUGCAAAAAUGAGCUACUUCUGGAGACUGGAGUUGAGCCAAAGAGAACAGUAUUCGUUGGUGCACUUCAUGGAAUGAUGACCGCACAAGUAUUGCAUUCGAUUAUGGAAGAUUGUUUUGGGGAAGUCGAAUGUGUUCAAUUGGAUACCGACAAGUUCAAAUAUCCUAUAGGAAGUGGUCGAGUUACAUUCCGUGAACAUGGCGCAUACUUUAAAGCCAUUGAGACUGGAUAUUUAGUUGUUCAUACCAGCAAAUUCAAGAAGCGUGUUCAAAUUGAUCCAUUUUUGGAGUCGACCAAUUGUAUGGCCUGUGAUGUGAAUCCGGCACAUUGUUUCUGUCGAAAUAGGAAUUGUUUCAAGUACUAUUGUAAUUCAUGCUAUACGGAAGAUCAUGGAGAAGGUACUGAUGCUCAUUUACAUAUUCCUGUUAUCGUGCCGUCAUCAGCGGUUAAGGCAGUCAAUCCAAAUGCCCACAAACGUGUUUCUCUUCAAAACUCGCCUAUGAAGCACUUGUCUACGGCGACAGCUUCAAUUUCUGCUCCAUCUCACUUUCAAUGUCAUAAUCCGCCGCAUAUUCCGGUUCUAAUUCCGAACUCAUUGAGUCCGCAGCAAACUCUCUCGAAUGUUUACGGCUAUUAUCAAAGAAAUGCUGUUGGAUCGCAGAGUGAAACGGGAUAUGAGGCGACAAUGAGAGCGAAUAGAAAUUAUUUGUAUAAUGGAGCAAAGAGUACAUUCGAUUAUUCGCCAAUGUAUAUGAAUACGAUGAUGAGUCCAGCGAAAAGCAUGAUGAACACUUCGAUGGAUCAUAUGAUUGCUUCUCCAACCGGCUACUAUAGCUCCAAUCUUGCAGCUUCUGCUCCUUUUAUGAGCCCAACAUUUUUCACACCCCCGGGCAGCGCUCAACCAACAAGCCCUUCGACGGUUUAUGGCGGAAGUCUUUGCUAUGGGUAUUUCUCGCAGCAAAACACAACACCACUAUUAUACGAAAUGGGAGCGGCCGCUGGUGUGCCGGCUCCCGCGUACGUGUGCCCAACAAAUUCGCAAAACUUCAUCUAA